Molecule: messenger RNA, 2793 nt
Organism: Cottoperca gobio
Lineage: Eukaryota; Metazoa; Chordata; Actinopteri; Perciformes; Bovichtidae
Gene: pofut2
Product: protein O-fucosyltransferase 2
Exons: 9
Coding region: 14-1351 (445 amino acids)
Biological process (GO): protein O-linked glycosylation via fucose
Molecular function (GO): peptide-O-fucosyltransferase activity
Source: RefSeq, a predicted model, not a curated record
GCUCUGAGGAAAUAUGGCGCACAGAGCAGUGCAUAUACCAGUGGUAAUCAUUGCUUCAAUCUAUUCGUUUACUGCAUUCUUUUUAUCUAUUUUCAUCGCUUGUGCAGCAUUUGAAACAGUAAACGCCGACAAUGUGUUCAGUGCAAGCCACACGGCUACUGUACCCAUCGCUGCCGCUAGGGAUCUACGCUACCUUUUGUAUGACGUGAACCCCCCGGAGGGUUUCAAUCUGCGUAGAGAUGUCUAUAUCCGCAUGGCCUCCCUGGUGAAGACUUUGAGGAAGGAGGGGGAUGACUGGGUAUUGGUGCUGCCCCCAUGGGGUCGACUGUACCACUGGCAGAGCUCCAACAUCCACCAGAUUCGCAUCCCAUGGGGCGAGUUCUUCAGCCUCACUAGCCUACAGGUCAAUGUGCCUGUUAUUGAAUAUGAGGAAUUCAUUGCUGAGAAUGGAGGCCCCUUCAUAGACCAGGUUCUGGUACUGCAAAACUACGCUGAGGGAUGGACUGAUGGGAAAUGGGAGGAAAAAGUUGAUGAGCGGCCAUGCAUUGACAAGUUGAUGUACUCCAAAGAUAAACAGGGCUACUACAGGGGCUGGUUUUGGGGCUACGAGGAGACCAGAGCUCGAAAUGUAACGUGUAUAUCAGCCCAAGGCCACGCCUCAAUCAUGGCCCCAGUUCUUCAGAGAAACAUCACAGUGACAUCAGUUAUGCUUGACCGAGCAGAGACACUCCUCCAUGAUCACUAUGCUGGAAAGGAUUACUGGGAUACCCGCCGCAGUAUGGUUUUUUCCAAGCACCUGAGACUCAUAGGAGAUGACUUCAGAGCAAAGUACUUGAACUCUACAGAUGACAGAGACCAUACCAUUUACAGUGAGGAUUGGACUCGCAUGAAGGCCAAAUUGGGCUCAGCAAAAGGCGGUCCAUAUCUGGGGGUCCACCUGCGCAGGAAGGACUUCAUCUGGGGUCACCGAGAGGAUGUACCAAGCCUUAAAGGGGCAGUGAAUAAAAUGCGCAGCUUAAUGAAGAAGUAUAAACUCGAAAAUGUGUUUGUUGCAACAGAUGCAGAUGAGGAAGAAUCGAAGGAGCUGAGAAGGUUGCUGCCAGACAUGGUGCGGUUUGAGCCGUCCAAAGAGGACCUGGAGCUCUUUAAAGAUGGAGGGGUGGCCAUCAUUGACCAGUGGAUAUGUGCCCAUGCAGGAUUCUUCAUAGGAACUUCAGUGUCCACCUUCUCUUUCCGGAUCCAUGAAGAGAGGGAGAUUUUGGGUUUUGACCCUAAAGCUACAUACACUCGUUUCUGUGGGGACACUGAGAAAGAAUGUGAGCAGCCCACACACUGGAAAAUCGUUUAUUGAUGAGACCACUCACUUUCCUGACACACACAAGUGCCAAAAGCAGUGUUAAAAGGGACAUUUAUUUGUAUGGAAUAUACAACAUUGUUUUAACUUGUUUCAUGGUGUAUUAUUUUUAUUUACUUUUUAUGGUUUCAGAUUUGUGCAAUCAGGUCCUUAGAGACCACUGUGACUGAACCUUAUGCUCAAAAUUCUGGGCUGCCAAACAUGUUGUACUGUAAGUAAAUCUAGAAAUAUGUUUUUGGGUUGUAUGUUGAAUUUGGAUCCUUAAUAACACCCUCAUAUUUGACACAAUUUCUGAUAUUUAUUACCAGCACUACUAGUGAGAAAAGUGUCAUAUAAUGACUGCAGCAGAAAGUGUUGUAUGCGAGUCUUCUCAGUUUAGCAUUUUGUGAGAUUCAAAGAUGUUGACCAUCUAAACUUUCGCUAUUCUAUUUUUUUAAAUAUACACUUUUUUCUUCUUCUUUUUUUUUUAAAUAUAAAACCACAAAAGUAUGAAGGAGCAUUCGCAGAUCAUAAACAGUAUGAAGAUAAUGCAUUUUUAAUUUAAGGUACCCUGUGGAGUUUUCUUGUAGACAAAGAUGUGUUUACACUCGUGUGUUUCUUACCAAAAAGAUUUAAUUUACUUACUUCAGAAAGCAUUUGUGAAAUUCAUUUGCAAAACUUAUUUUUGAAGUACUUUGAACCCUGCAAUGUUUUCAAUUAUGUUUGCUAGCAGACUUCUUCUUCACUGCCUUUUUAAUUUUUUUAUAACACAAUGCUUCUUAGCGUGUUAGUGCCACUGACUGUUGAUCAGUGCAUACGCGUUAAACUUGCGUCAGGAAAGUGUAUUAUGUUGCGCUUUGAGCACACAUGCAUAUGAGUCUUUGUGACUCUGCACAAGAAAUCACAGCACAAUGCCCCUAGUGGUUAAAAAUUCUGCGAAGUACCUUUUUAAACUGGAAAAUCAGGAAGAAGCUAAUGAUUCCCAGCUCACAAUUUGUUAAAAAUAAGUGUAUUUAAUUUCUGCUUCCACCGUAUUUCAGUGUUUGUGUAACUUUUCUCCCUUAUGCCAUAUUUAUAUGCAGUGCCAGUAUUAACAUUUGUUACAUGGGAAUACAUUUCAAUAUAACUGAUGUUGGAAAUGUAGGAAAUAUGACAACAUCAUGAUGAAUGUUAAUGGGGCUUCGCUUAAUUCUUUUUGCCUUUUUUUUAUUUGUCAUUGACCGUAAUAGUGUUAUUGCUAAUCAUACUACCGUCUAAAGGAAUUGAAAUGCCACCAAGGAGCCAUUGUAUCUUGACAACACUAGCUGUCAUGUCAUAACACACUUUAUUUUUUCCAUUCCUGAGGAUGCCCACAUUUUGAUUAAAAACUCUUUGGUAUGAGCAUCGUCUCAUGACUUGCUUUGUACAAUAGUUGUGUAAUUUUCAAGUUGAAUAAAAGUUUUGAAUGAGUGAAAUGAAAA